Beta vulgaris subsp. vulgaris (sugar beet) is the source of this 2517-nucleotide messenger RNA. Its product is annotated as ABC transporter B family member 29, chloroplastic. Gene Ontology annotation, molecular function: ABC-type transporter activity; ATP hydrolysis activity; ATP binding. Lineage: Eukaryota; Viridiplantae; Streptophyta; Magnoliopsida; Caryophyllales; Amaranthaceae. Bases 170 to 2059 code for a protein of 629 amino acids. The record is from RefSeq and is a predicted model, not a curated record. Gene Ontology annotation, cellular component: membrane. Gene Ontology annotation, biological process: transmembrane transport. The transcript is spliced from 10 exons.
UGGUAACAAAUUGGUAAUUCAAGUCAUAGACUCAUUCACUCAUAGCGAAGGAAAAGGCGCGAGAACGAGAAGAAUGCUGAACAGCUGAAUUCUAUGAAGUAGUAUAUAAAGCUCUAGAAUUUUAAAAAAUCUUGACAAUUUAGUUUUACAUAGUACUUUACUACAAAUAAUGUCUUUCACUCAACUUCAACAUUCUCCAUCUUCAAUUCUUCACAUAAAAUUCAACCCUAAAAAAUCAACCUCUACUAAUCUCAAUUUUACCCUAAAUUCGCCAUUUAAAUCCUCAAUUUCCCUCAAUUGUUCUUCAAAUGAUUCUCUAUCCUCUUCAAUCUCAUCUCUUCAGUCGAUCAAACCCUACGUUCAAUCCGAAUGGAAGUUAAUUCUUCAAGGAUGGACUUGUAGCGCCAUUUCCGUGUUUUCUCUCUCCAAAAUUGUACCUAAUGCUGGAAAAUUUUCGAUGAAUUUGGGGGAUUUUCAUGCGAUUAAAUGCGAUGGUGCGAAACUUGCCGCGUUUUUUGUUGUUCGAUUGAUUGCGAAUUACUUGCAGCAGGCGUUUCUAUGGGAGGCUGCGUUUAAUUCGGCGUAUAAGAUUAGGGCAGAUGUUUUCGAGAAGGUUUUAGAGAGAGAUUUAGGGUUUUUUGAAGGAGGUGAUCAUCAUGGUGUUUAUUCUUCUCCUGGAGAUAUCUCGCAUCGGAUUACUUCUGAGGCUUCUGAUGUUGCUGACACUGUUUUCGCUCUUUUGAAUACUAUAGUUCCUAGCACUCUGCAGCUAUCAGCUAUGGCAGCUCAGAUGUUGGUCAUAAGCCCUGUUUUGUCAACAAUAUCUGCCUUGGUCGUUCCUUUGGUGGCACUCGUUAUUGCUUUACUUGGUUCGAGGCUUCAAAGGAUAUCAAGGAAGGCACAUCUGAGUAUUGCUGCUCUUUCCACUUACCUGAAUGAGGUCCUCCCGUCAAUCCUUUUUGUGAAAGCUAGCAAUAUGGAGUGGACCGAAAGUGUUAGGUUCAAAAGGUUAGCUCAUGCUGACUUGAUGAGUCAGUUAAAAAAGAAGAAAAUGAAGGCCCUUGUUCCGCAAAUUGUGCAAGCUGUUUAUUUUGGAGCAUUGCUCAUAUUUGUAGCUGGAUCACUUGUUCUCUCAGGGGGAUUGUUCAACACCUGCAACUUGAUCUCGUUUGUUACUUCCUUGGUUUUCUUAAUUGAGCCUAUUCAGGGUGUUGGAAAAGCAUACAAUGAGCUGAAGCAAGGAGAGCCAGCUAUUGAGCGCUUGUUUGAUCUCACUAGAUUCAAACCUCAGGUGAUUGAGAGGUCAGAUGCAAUUCAUAUAGAUUCCAUUAGAGGAGAAGUGAAGUUUUGUGAUAUCUCAUUUCAAUAUAGAGAUGGUUUACCCCUUGUCUUGAAUGGAGUUGACCUCCACAUUAAAGCUGGAGAGAUCGUGGCUCUUGUGGGCCCUUCUGGAGGAGGGAAGACAACAUUGGCUAAGCUUCUGCUUCGCCUCUAUGAUCCUAUGAAUGGUCGUAUAUUAAUUGAUGGACACGAUGUUCAAAGUUUUCGGUUGGAAAGUUUAAGGAGCCAUGUCGCCCUAGUUUCUCAGGAUAUUAUGCUGUUUUCAGGGACAGUUGCUGAGAAUAUUGGCUAUAAAGAUCUUGUGAGAGGAAUUGACCUGGAGAAAGUUAAGCUUGCUGCAAAAACUGCAAAUGCUGAUGAAUUUGUCAGUUUGCUUCCUAGAGGGUACGAGACUCAUAUCGGAUCAAGAGGUUCAAUUUUAAGUGGGGGCCAGAAGCAAAGGCUUGCAAUAGCAAGAGCAAUCUACCAGAAUUCUUCAAUUUUGGUUAUGGAUGAAGCAACUUCUGCGUUGGACAGCAGGUCUGAACUGUUGGUUAGACAAGCUGUGGAGCGCGUGAUGAAAAAUCAUACUGUUUUAGUCAUUGCUCACCGACUCGAAACAGUUCUAAUGGCUGAGAGAAUCCUAGUCCUAGAAGCCGGUAGAUUGCAAGAGGUUGAUCGUUCAAUUAUAACCAAUAAUUUGCAUGAUUUGCAAUCAUCAGCUAGCCUUGUCAUAUAAAUGUAUGACUAGAGAAUGCCCAUGCACUUGAAUGACAGGCUACGCUUUUAAGUUUUAUGCCUCAUUCAUGCUCGACUACUGUAUUCAUCUCAAAGCUCCACAGUUAAGAGUUGGUGAGGUAAAUGGAACAUUUCUAUAUUUGUAAGGAAACAAAUUUUAGAUCUAUCAACUUGUAGUGAAUAUUGGCUGUAAUCUUCUAGGUCAACCUGGGUAAAAUUGUGUACAAAGUUAGGAAGGACACAGGCCUAUGACAUGCCUAGAAGUAAUUGUAUAUAGAUGGAUUGGGGCACAGGUAUCGAAGACUGUACUAGCUGUUCUUAGUUUAAUACCUGGAGAUUGGGAAUUAGUGUGAGAGAUAAGUAUAUUUCCGAAUGUAAAUAUGAGCUUUAGCAACAAUCAAUUGCGUUAGAUCUGACAAUCAUUCUAUGCAUUAGCAAUAAUUAUGUUAUGUUGGUUCA